Lontra canadensis (Northern American river otter) is the source of this 1439-nucleotide messenger RNA. RefSeq names its product chondromodulin (gene CNMD). The transcript is spliced from 7 exons. The record is from RefSeq and is a predicted model, not a curated record. Gene Ontology annotation, biological process: negative regulation of angiogenesis; negative regulation of endothelial cell proliferation. The coding region runs from base 28 to 1110 and encodes 360 amino acids. Lineage: Eukaryota; Metazoa; Chordata; Mammalia; Carnivora; Mustelidae.
AGGGCACUGUGUGUGCUCGGCCUUGAAAUGCCCGGCACGUCGGGGCAGCGGGACAGAGCCCAGGGCGCGCGCGGAGGCUGCCAGGGUCUCGCUCCUCCGGCCACAGCCAUGACAGAAAACUCCGACAAAGUUCCCAUCGCCCUGGUGGGGCCUGACGACGUCGAGUUUUGCAGUCCCCCGGCAUACGCCACGGUGACCGUGAAACCCUCCAGCCCCGCGCGGCUGCUCAAGGUCGGAGCUGUGGUCCUCAUUUCGGGGGCGGUGCUGCUGCUCUUCGGGGCCAUCGGGGCCUUCUACUUCUGGAAGGGGAGCGACAAUCACAUUUACAAUGUCCAUUAUACCAUGAGUAUCAAUGGGAAAUUACAAGAUGGGUCAAUGGAAAUAGAUACUGGGAACAACCUGGAGACCUUUAAAAUGGGAAGUGGAGCUGAAGAAGCAAUUGAAGUUAAUGAUUUCCAGAAUGGCAUCACCGGAAUCCGUUUCGCUGGAGGAGAAAAGUGCUACAUCAAAGCACAGGUGAAGGCUCGCAUUCCUGAGGUGGGAACCGUGACCAAACAGAGCAUCGCUUCUGAGCUGGAAGGCAAGAUCAUGCCAGUUAAAUAUGAAGAAAAUUCUCUCAUCUGGGUGGCUGUAGACCAGCCUGUGAAGGACAACAGCUUCCUGAGUUCUAAGGUCUUAGAACUCUGUGGCGACCUUCCUAUUUUCUGGCUUAAGCCAACAUAUCCAAAAGAAAUCCAGAGAGAAAGAAGAGAAUUGGUAAGAAAAAUUGUUACAACUACUACGAGACCACACAGCGGACCACAGGGCAACCCAGGCCCUGGAGGACCAAGUAACGGAACCAGACCUAGUGUUCAAGAGGAUUCAGAACCCUUUAACCCAGACAACCCUUACCAUCAGCAGGAGGGGGAAGGCAUGACAUUUGACCCUAGACUGGAUCAUGAAGGAAUCUGCUGUAUAGAAUGUAGACGGAGCUACACUCAUUGCCAGAAGAUCUGUGAGCCCCUGGGGGGCUACUACCCAUGGCCUUAUAAUUAUCAAAGUUGCCGUUCGGCCUGCAGAGUUGUCAUGCCAUGUAGCUGGUGGGUGGCCCGCAUCUUGGGCAUGGUGUGAAAUCACUUCAUGUACCAGGGGCUUGUAUCAUAAAAACUCAAGAGACAACCAGAGUAUGAGGCAUCCUGAUGCUGAAGGGACCACAAAGUAUUUCAUACUCAAUUUGAGCAAUGUUACUCAAGAUACCUUUCCCAGAAGCUCUCAAUUGUUUUACAGAACUUUAUCCAGAAUGUGCAAAUGUACUGAAAGGGUAGUUUAAAAUGUCAUAACAAUUGUUUUAUUACUUGCUAUUUUUUAUCUGCUUUGCUUUGCGAAUAGGCCUACUUAAUAAGACUAACUUCCCAAGCUACUUUGAAAUAAACAUGAAAAAUCACUUACAACGUCAAAGA